Messenger RNA from Callorhinchus milii (elephant shark), 2903 nucleotides. RefSeq names its product ena/VASP-like protein. The transcript has 15 exons. The record is from RefSeq and is a predicted model, not a curated record. Gene Ontology annotation, cellular component: cytoskeleton. Lineage: Eukaryota; Metazoa; Chordata; Chondrichthyes; Chimaeriformes; Callorhinchidae. Bases 126 to 2270 code for a protein of 714 amino acids. Gene Ontology annotation, molecular function: profilin binding; actin binding; SH3 domain binding. Gene Ontology annotation, biological process: actin polymerization or depolymerization; positive regulation of actin filament polymerization; protein homotetramerization.
UAAACUGGAGAGACGCAAAUAACCACGUUAUUUUUGAGUGUGAUGUUGCUCAGAUUUUGCUGACAGAUACAGAUUAUACACACAUAUAUAUUUAUAUAUACAAAACACUUUUGACAGAAUUGAUAAUGCAAGCCGGUGAACAGAGUAUCUGCCAGGCUCGGGCCUCAGUUAUGGUAUAUGAUGAUUCCAGUAAAAAAUGGGUCCCUGCCAAACCUGGACAGCAAGGAUUCAGCAGAGUCAAUAUCUACCAUAACACGUCCAACAACACCUUCAGAGUGGUUGGGAUGAAGCUACAAGACCAGCAAGUAGUCAUAAACUAUUCCAUAGUGAAAGGACUGAAGUACAAUCAGGCAACUCCUACAUUCCACCAAUGGCGUGAUGCUCGCCAGGUGUAUGGGUUGAAUUUUGCAAGCAAGGAGGAGGCAACAACGUUUUCAAAUGCAAUGCUGUACGCUCUGAACGUGAUGAACUCACAAGAUGGAGGUCCAACAGUGCAACGCCAGGUACAGAAUGGGCCGCCCCCAGAAGAUCAGGAGAUGCAGAGAAGGCAACUAAUGGAACAGCAACGACAGGAGCAGAUGGAGCGAGAACGCCGAAUUUCUACAUCUGUUUCUACCCUUCAGAUCAAAGUUGCUCCGUCCCCCUCUCACAGCCUGUCCCCACCACCCGAGUACAGUAGCUACAGCACUUCCUCAUCUGCAGGGCCAGCACCUCCUCCUUCAUAUGCCAGAGCCACAUCCUGCGAUUCCACCUCCUCUUCCUCUGAGCCAGUGGAUGCCGAUAGCCUCAGCUACUUCCCAUCCAACACCGCAUUCUCUGACUCCCCACCUCUCAGGCCCAGUGCCUCGCAGUUAUCUGCCUCCCUAAGUUCUGCUUUCUCUCCUGUGCAGCCUAACUCUGGGACCACGAGUCGAAGCAUCAAGCAGGUGGCGUUGUCCCCACCUCCUGCUGCUGCCCAACCUCCGCGUCCCCUUCCUAAGCCCUCCUGCCGUUCAUCUGCUACGUUUUCUCCCCUUCCUCCUUCUCCUCCGGUCAUGAUCACCUCCCUACCCCAGAGAACUGUCGGGCCUCAGCCCAUCACACCAGUAGCUGUUCCACCGAUUCGCACGCCUUAUGGCAGGAUUAGGGGAUCGAUGGAUCGAAUGGCCCAGGUAGCUCCAACCGACGUAAACCUGAAUGGCCACAAUGAAGAUCAGGUUCAGGCAACUGCUCCCGUGACCUCCUCCAAGCCUCCAGUAAAGAGCACAGAGGGAUCCUUCAUGUCCUGUUUAGAAACUGCACCCGUAUCUCACUUAAGUCGUCCUCCCAGUCCCCAAACCCAACCUCAACCGUCACCUCUACCCCCGCUCCCUGCACAGCAUUUGUACAAGUCCACCACACACUUCAUGACAUCUCCUACAUCUUACGCUGCUUUCUCUGAGGCAGCAGCGUCCAAGAAGAGCCCUCCUCCCAUGACAUCAGUCACCUCAACUCCCAUUACCCAGCCGGGGCCACCCGUUCCUCCUGGAGGACCACCCACGGGGCCCGUCUGCACCCCACAACCUCCUGCUGCUAGCGGACCCCCACCUCCUCCACCCCCACCUCCGCCGGCAUCUGCAGGAGCACCUCCUCCUCCUCCUCCCCCUCCUCCGCUGCCCCCCAGCGGAGGCUCUGGAACCAGUGCUGGAGAUUCAGCCUCGGGAGCAGGACUGGCAGCCGCAAUCGCUGGAGCCAAACUGAGGAAAGUUAGCAAGCCCGAUGAAGGCUCAGGCGGUUCCAGUCCUGGUGGAGCUUCAAAAACUGAAGCCAAUCGUAACAGUGGUGGAGGCGGGGGAGGAGGAGGGCUGAUGGACGAGAUGAAUAAACUGCUAGCAAGACGGAGGAAAGCUGCCCAGCAAACGGAUAAACCAAGUGAGAAGAAAGAGGAGGAAAGCCAGAAUGAGGAUACAAGCACUUCACCCUCACUUAUGACACGAGCUCCUGGUUUGCAGAAUUCAACAGAUGGUAAGAAGCCAUGGGAACGAGCCAACUCUGCUGAAAAGCCAGGAACAGUUUCAAGAAAUGUAUCACAGAUGAAGAGUCCUGAAGCUAAGAAUGUUGUACAGUCGCCCUUUUCAUCCCUUAGAGCAAAACCAGUGAGCAGCACCAGUAAUGACGUGGCCACAGAUGCCUUAGAUUUUGAUCGGUUGAAGCAGGAGAUACUGGAGGAGGUUGUAAAAGAGUUGCACAAGGUGAAGGAAGAGAUUAUUGAUGCCAUUAGACAGGAAUUGAGCAGGAUCAGCACAACGUAAUGCAUCUGGCACUCGGGAAUGUGGAAAGUACUCGGAAGGCUCUGGGAAGAUGAGACGGCUGUGUGGAGGAUGGAUGGUGUGGAGGAUAGUGUGGAAGAUGGCUAGGAGAGAAGCUAUGCACUGAAUGUCACAAUCGAUUUAAGUCCUUCAUUGAUUCGCGGACUCAACGUGCUCUGCUGCUUUGCUGCCUUGGAUCUGCUUUCACGUGAAAAGUCUUAAAAAAAAUUCUCCAAAAUAACAAAAAAAACUUUCAACGAUUUUAAAUACAACUUGUGAAUCUUAUUUUCUAGGUCUCACGGAAAAAAGAAAGUUGCACAUAUGUUUUAUGUUAGCCUUUGUAAUUUUUUUAUUAGCUUAUUUAAAAGUUUUUCAUUAACUACUUCUAGAUCAUGUUUUUAGAGAAGUAAGUGCACCAAGACAUCUUUUUGCUUUUGUAGGUAAAUGAAUUUGGUUAUUUCUACAGUAGACAUUACCACAGUGUUCUGAAUCUGUAUUGAAAAUCCUUUGCCAACAAAGAGAUCCUGUAGCGUCACUGAAAAGACAGAAACUUGCAAUAGUUGUGAUAUGACAAAGGUAAUUGAUUUCUCAAUGAAUCUUGCGAACCUUAUUAAAAGAAAGUACAUCAAUGCAAAA